Messenger RNA from Betta splendens (Siamese fighting fish), 3520 nucleotides. RefSeq names its product sarcalumenin (gene srlb). The coding region runs from base 87 to 1535 and encodes 482 amino acids. NCBI's taxonomy places the organism in Eukaryota, Metazoa, Chordata, Actinopteri, Anabantiformes, Osphronemidae. Gene Ontology annotation, molecular function: GTP binding. The record is from RefSeq and is a predicted model, not a curated record. The transcript has 7 exons.
GGCGCCCCGCCCCCCCCCUGCCCUUUGACCUUCCCGCCUCUGUAUAUAUAGCCUGUGUGGCGAUCCCAGUUCUCCUGGCAGCCGUCAUGAAGGGUACAGCCUCGCUCUGCUGCUUCCUCUACCUGCUGCUUUUGCAGGCCACAGCAGAGGAAGAAGAGUUCACCUCUGUGCUCAGAGACCGAUCUCACAUCGACGAGACGCUACGACUUGCAACUGAGGAGAAAGCAGCGGACUAUGCAGCGGCUCUGCAGAGGUUGCGGAAGAUCUACCACACGUCCAUCAAGCCGAUGGAGCAGGCCUACAAGUACAACGAGCUGAGGCAGCACGAGAUCUCAGCCUACCCUGGACGAACCCUGGGGGACUCCGCCACAGAUGGAGAGAUCACCUCCAAACCCAUGGUGCUGUUUCUGGGACCCUGGAGUGUUGGGAAGUCCUCAAUGAUCAAUUACCUCCUGGGCUUGAGUGACAGCCCUUAUCAGCUCUACACGGGAGCUGAACCCACUACCUCUGAGUUCACCGUUAUCAUGCACGGGGAGAAGAUCCGCUCGGUGGAGGGCAUCGUCAUGGCGGCGGACAGCUCCCGCUCCUUCUCCCCCCUGGAGAAAUUCGGCCAGAACUUCCUGGAGAAGCUGAUCGGCAUUGAGAUGCCGCACAAGCUGCUGGAGCGCGUGACCUUCGUGGACACGCCGGGAAUCAUCGAGAACCGCAAGCAGCAGGAGAGAGGCUAUCCGUUCAACGACGUCUGCCAGUGGUUCAUCGACCGCGCCGACCUGAUCUUCGUGGUGUUCGACCCCACCAAGCUGGACGUCGGCCUGGAGCUGGAGAUGCUCUUCCGGCAGCUGAAGGGCCGCGAGUCCCAGAUCCGCAUCAUCCUCAACAAAGCGGACAGCCUGGCCACCCAGGACCUGAUGAGGGUCUACGGAGCCCUGUUCUGGAGCCUGGCUCCCCUCAUCAACGUGACGGAGCCCCCGCGCGUCUACGUCAGCUCCUUCUGGCCGUACGACUACGCGCCCGACACCAGCCGCGAGCUCUUCAAGCGGGAGGAGAUCUCCCUCCUGGAGGAUCUGAACCAGGUGAUCGAGAACCGCAUGGAGAACAAGAUCGCCUUCAUCCGCCAGCACGGCAUCCGCGUGCGCAUCCACGGGCUGCUGGUGGACCGCUACGUCCAGACCUUCAAGGAGAAGAUGAGCUUCUUCAGCGACCCGGAGCUCGUCUUCCAGGAGAUCGUGGACGACCCGGACAAGUUCUACAUCUUCAAAUCCAUCCUCGCCAAGACCAACGUCAGCAAGUUCGACCUGCCCAAUCGCGACGCCUACCGCGACUUCUUCGGCAUCAACCCCAUCACCACCUUCAAGCCUCUGUCCGCUCAGUGCUCCUACAUCGGAGGCUGUCUGCUGGACAAGAUCGAGAGGGCGAUCACCAACGAGCUGCCCGCCCUCCUGAGCAGCAUUAACUCUGGCAAGCAGCCGGGCCUGUCGUCCUGCGAGGCCACCGGCUGCGGCGAGAAGCCAAAGAACCGCUACCGCAAGAACUGAGGAGCGAAAAAUAACUUGGAGGGGGUGCAGAGAAGGGGUCUGGUGAAGCCAAGCCCAUGUUUGUGAGAAUGCCUGUAUUGUUGAGGAGGCGGAGACGAGGAGAUUAGUGUUUGUUUGUUCCUCGGGAGAGUUUGGGGAGGUGCAUUUACAGACUGUGGGAAUGAGGCAGAUAGUGGGGGGGGGGGGGGGCAUCGUUUGAUGAGGCAGCUGAAGGACACGAGUGCUGAAGAAGGGAGAACCUGCCACUAAUGACACCCUCCCACGCACAAUCACAGCGGACUGUCUGGGAUUUGGGGGUGUGAGUAUAAGUAACAGCGUGUGGUCAAGUCAGAAAUGGAGGAAACAAGGUGAAAUAAAAAUACCGGCUCCCUUUGAUGCGAAUAAAAAUAGCAAAAGUGGAAACAGGAGUUGUACGUUUGUGUGGUGAACUCUCGAACGUUGCACGGCAGCGGGUCAUUAAACACUUCAGGGGGUGUGUGUGAAGUAGCAUCCAGGACUUUGACACAGAUCAACAUAAACAAUGCACGUUAGAUAUCAGCUCAUUUGAGAAACGCAGGUAUUUUCUUCCUGAUCUUCGUGACACUGAAACCAAAACCCGUCCUGACAUUUAUUGAUUAAACAGUCUUGGUUGUGGACGACCUGUGAGUUGUGACGCAUGCAGAAGUCGGGGUUCAAUGGAGCCUUCUGAGUGGGAAGGCGGCGUCCGAGUGAAUUCAGCUCUUUUUAUGACAGAAUUAUAUUACAAAUACGAGCUGAACGGUCCCUAAAGCACCACACAUACCAUAUGGGAUAUGUUUCAAUUAUAGCUGCCUCUGUCUGUGUGUUUUUCAUUUCUUCUGCAGGUUAGAAAGAUAUUCAUGGAUUUUUGGAUGUAAACAUUAUAAACUUAUUGAAGUGGGCUACAUCUGUCUUUAGAAAACGCAAAGGCCUGAAUCAUCAAAAAACAGGUAGGUGGUCAUAGGUUCAGCUCCAAGUUAACCCGUGGACAGACGCGCCUCCCGUUUCCUCUGUUCUCCCUCAUUAACCCACAGUGGAGUGUUUUUAAACUAAAUGUGAAACAUAACAUGGAAAAUAAACCAAACUAACCAGUUUAAUUUAUUGCUUUUGUAAUUUAGUUGAGCACGCGCUUCACAGGAUGCGUUUAGACACUGCAGACAUAGAACGUGUCCACGAGGGGGCGCUGCGUAAGAAGUUAUAACGUUCUCAGUAAAACUCAUUUUAGCGGUAAUAGUGAGGUCAUGGAUUAGGUUAGCGUUGUUAUUUGGCUGUGCCUUUGCUCUAUUUUAUUAUCAGGUAUAUUUCAUUGACAUGUGAAUAAGAUCUGGAAUGAGUGUGUGUUUCAUUAAAAAGGUUGUUGGGUCACGUUAUUGUUUUGCUUUGGUAUGAAAUCUACAUUAGAUUUGGUCCUUUUCCUGAAAGCUUGAGCACGAGGACUAAACAAUUGUGACUAAGUAGUGAAACCUUGGGAUUAUUUUUGAUAAAACAAUUAUAGCAAAACUCAUAACAAACUCAAGAAGGAAGCUGCCUUGUCUCUGCCCACUCAUCCGUGUUCCUCUCUGUUACACCUUCUUACCAUGAGUCUGAACAUUAGCCGCCCUCUGACUUUUGGGUGUGAAGGACGGAUUUACCCUGAAGCUGCAUUGCACCAACAGCUGGUUGUGACUCGAGGUGGGAGGGAUGUGUGUGAGGUGGAAGUGGGUGCUUGAGUAUGUUUUUGUUUGUUUUGGCAGAUUGUAUAUGAAGAAUCUCCCGAAAACAUGUACUUAGACUGAACAUGUGAAUAAUGACGGAAAACGUUUUUAAUCAUGGGAAAAUGUUAAAUCCAUGAAUCACCAACUAUCUCACAGAACUCACACACUAUUUGAGUAAUUACUUGAGCUUUAGACGCACAUACAUUUGCAUUAAUAUAGAUUAGAAUAUAACAGUGCAUUUUGUUGUCAACUAAACAAUCACUUGUUUUAUUCCAGAAUAAAUCUUGAAACACG